AUGUCAAGCACAACUCUCCAGAAUGACUGCAUGUCAAGCACAACUCUCCAGAAUGACUGCAUGUCAAGCACAACUCUCCAGGAUGACUGCAUGUCAAGCACAACUCUCCAGGAUGACUGCAUGUCAAGCACAACUCUCCAGGAUGACUGCAUGUCAAGCACAACUCUCCAGAAUGACUGCAUGUCAAGCACAACUCUCCAGAAUGACUGCAUGUCAAGCACAACUCUCCAGGAUGACUGCAUGUCAAGCACAACUCUCCAGAAUGACUGCAUGUCAAGCACAACUCUCCAGGAUGACUGCAUGUCAAGCACAACUCUCCAGAAUGAAUGCAUGUCAAGCACAACUCUCCAGAAUGACUGCAUGUCAAGCACAACUCUCCAGAAUGACUGCAUGUCAAGCACAACUCUCCAGAAUGACUGCAUGUCAAGCACAACUCUCCAGAAUGACUGCAUGUCAAGCACAACUCUCCAGGAUGACUGCAUGUCAAGCACAACUCUCCAGGAUGACUGCAUGUCAAGCACAACUCUCCAGAAUGACUGCAUGUCAAGCACAACUCUCCAGAAUGACUGCAUGUCAAGCACAACUCUCCAGAAUGACUGCAUGUCAAGCACAACUCUCCAGGAUGACUGCAUGUCAAGCACAACUCUCCAGAAUGACUGCAUGUCAAGCACAACUCUCCAGAAUGACUGCAUGUCAAGCACAACUCUCCAGAAUGACUGCAUGUCAAGCACAACUCUCCAGGAUGACUGCAUGUCAAGCACAACUCUCCAGAAUGACUGCAUGUCAAGCACAACUCUCCAGAAUGACUGCAUGUCAAGCACAACUCUCCAGAAUGACUGCAUGUCAAGCACAACUCUCCAGGAUGACUGCAUGUCAAGCACAACUCUCCAGAAUGACUGCAUGUCAAGCACAACUCUCCAGAAUGACUGCAUGUCAAGCACAACUCUAACAUCGCCACCGCUACUGUCCCUGGUGAACACAGAGGAGGAGGCGAGCAAGUAUUGGUUUUAG
This is a messenger RNA of Procambarus clarkii (red swamp crayfish), 1011 nucleotides long. RefSeq names its product serine-rich adhesin for platelets-like. The record is from RefSeq and is a predicted model, not a curated record. NCBI's taxonomy places the organism in Eukaryota, Metazoa, Arthropoda, Malacostraca, Decapoda, Cambaridae.